Molecule: messenger RNA, 1620 nt
Organism: Apiotrichum porosum
Lineage: Eukaryota; Fungi; Basidiomycota; Tremellomycetes; Trichosporonales; Trichosporonaceae
Exons: 6
Coding region: 1-1620 (539 amino acids)
Biological process (GO): transmembrane transport; carbohydrate transport
Cellular component (GO): membrane
Molecular function (GO): carbohydrate:proton symporter activity
Source: RefSeq, a predicted model, not a curated record
AUGACGAAUCCCAUUGUCGACAACAACGAAGCCGGGAAACCCUUUGCACACGAUGUGCAGCUGGAGCACAUGGACGAUCUCAAGGUAGCUGAGGGGUGGAAUCAAGUCCGUGAGGACGCGAUUGCGGCCGAAGAGGCCGAGCACCAAAUCAGCCUCCGGGAGGCUUUCCGCCUGUACCCGACUGCCAUCUUCUGGUCCUUUGCCAUGAGUCUUGUCAUCAUCAUGGAGGGAUACGACACUUACCUCCUUGGCUCGAUCUUGGCUCUCGAACCUUAUCGCCAGAAGUUUGGAACUUACACAGAAGCCCAUGGGUGGCAGCUCCCCGUGCAGUGGCAGACUGCUGUCGGCCAGGCUCCCACCAUUGGAAAUGUCAUUGGCAUCUUUAUCGCCUCGUGGUUCCAGGACCGCUACGGCUACCGCCACACCAUCCAGAUCUCACUCGUCCUCAUGACGGCCUUCAUCUUUGUCGUUUUCUUCAGUACCAGCAUUGAGAUGCUCUUUGUUGGAGAGCUGCUGUGUGGUAUCCCCUGGGGAGCUUUCUCGAGCUCGGCGGUCAGCUACGCCAGCGAGGUCGCUCCGCUGUGCCUUCGUGGCUACAUGACUACCUAUAUCAACCUCUGCUGGGUUAUCGGCCAGUUCAUCGCCAGUGGUGUGCUCCAGGGAAUCCAGCACCGCACCGACGUGUGGUCGUACAAGAUCCCCUGGGCUGUCCAGUGGGUUUGGCCGAUCCCCCUCUUCAUUCUGGCUUGGAUGGCUCCCGAGAGCCCUUGGUUCUACGUUCGUGCCGGUCGCCUUCCCGAGGCUGAGAACUCGGUUCGCCGCCUGCAGAGCAAGUCGGAGAAGCUCAACCCCGCAAACACUGUGGCCAUGAUGGUCAGAACCAACCAGCUCGAAAUCGACAACGAGACGGGUUCGUCGUACUGGGACUGUUUCAAAGGCACGGACCUUCGCCGCACAGAGAUUGCGUGCAUUGGCUGGGCCGGACAAAUUCUCUCGGGAUCGUCGUUUGCCAACAUGCCCACCUACUACUUUGAACAAGCUGGCCUCUCCGCUGCCAACGCGUUCAAGCUCGGUCUGGGCACCAUGGCCAUCGCCUUUGUCGGCACAUGCAGCUCAUGGAUUACGCUUACGUACUUUGGUCGACGUACGAUUUACCUCACGGGACUUUCGGUGCUUUGUGUCUUGCUGUUUGUGAUCGGCGGCCUGGCGUUCCCCGCCGAGAACAGCGAGACCGCCAGAUGGGUACAGGCCGCCUUUGUGAUUCUCUGGGUGCUUUUCUACGACCUAACGGUCGGUCCUAUUGCCUACUGCGUCGUGGGCGAGGUUUCCUCCACUCGUCUUCGUGGCAAGACGGUCGGGCUCGCUCGUAUCACCUACAACAUUACCAGUGUGGUUGUCGGCAUUAUCUGCACCUACCAGAUUAACCCCACCGCCUGGAACUGGAAGGGAAAGGCUGGCUUCUUCUGGGGUGGCUCUUGCUUCCUCAUCCUCGUUUGGGCCUACUUCCGUCUUCCCGAAUGCAAGGACAGGACUUUCCGUGAGCUCGACGUGCUCUUUGAGCGCCGCGUGUCUGCUCGCAAGUUUAAGAGCACCGAGGUCAAGGAAACGGAUGACGCCUAA